Molecule: messenger RNA, 2088 nt
Organism: Penicillium vulpinum
Lineage: Eukaryota; Fungi; Ascomycota; Eurotiomycetes; Eurotiales; Aspergillaceae
Gene: ccg9
Product: putative trehalose synthase (Ccg-9)
Exons: 6
Coding region: 1-2088 (695 amino acids)
Molecular function (GO): glycosyltransferase activity
Source: RefSeq, a predicted model, not a curated record
AUGCAUGGUGAAGGACAUCCGUUCGAGCGCCAUGCCUCAAUCACACAACAGCGUCGACUGUCGCUACAGUUCGAGCGCAAUGCUUGGUUAGGACCGCCAUCAGAUACUAUCUACGCCGGUGUCUCCUGCAACUUCAAAGAUCACUGUACAUCAACCAUAGCAAUCGCAAUCCGCGAUACCACAUAUCUACUAGACUUCAUCGAGGAGGAGUUCGAAAAUGGCCCAGUCACCGCAGAGGAAGCUACCGACUUCAUAAUUUCCCAGCUGAUGGCGUAUUCCACGGACCAUAUGGAGAAAUUCGUUGGGAUAUCAAUGCCUGAACACGUUGCAACUAACUGCCCUCGCCUAUGCCCUCGCCUUUGGGCGGAGCUCGACAUCGUUCCAUUGGUCAUGUCGGACGCAGCACUGAUAGACAGAAUCAGUGUCGAACAGGCUGUCGAGAACCUGGACCUGGCACCUAGUGUGUGGGAUGCAAAGACCAUCGAUGAACAGGCUGAAUCCAUGGCACGAAAAGGUGUCAGACUAUUCGGACCGGAGAACACCCCCCUGCUACAAGUGGGCUUCCUCGGGCAAGUGGAAGUGGACACAGCUUACCAUGUCCGACUUGCGGACCUGAGCGAUUUCAAGACAACAGUCUCGGAUAAAACUUGGUCUGCAGUGGAACACUACGCCACUGACCUGAAAAAGCGCAAGGUCAAGAUAGCAUUUUUCAGUGCCACCCCUCAGGGUGGCGGCGUGGCUUUGAUGCGGCAUGCUAUCUUGCGAUUUUCGCAUUGUCUGGGCACUGACAUCAAAUGGUAUGUCCCGAAACCACGCCCAGGCGUCUUCCGGGUAACCAAAACGAACCACAAUAUCCUGCAAGGUGUUGCUCAUGAAGGCGAGCGAUUGACACCAGAGAACGCGAAACUCCUGCAGGAUUGGAUCGAGGAUAAUGCCAGUCGAUACUGGACCCGACCAGGUGGACCUUUGCGUCCACCAUCAGAGGGUGGUGCAGAUGUCAUAGUCGUCGACGAUCCUCAGAUGCCAGGCCUCUGUCCCAUCGCAAAAAAGCUAGCUCCAGAUCGGCCGGUCCUCUUCCGAAGCCACAUCCAAAUCCGAAGUGAUCUGGUUGCGAUACCUGGCUCCCCACAGGCGGAGGCCUGGGACUUCCUUUGGAACUGUAUCAAACAUGCCGAUUGUUUCCUCAGUCACCCUGUGAGCGCCUUCGUGCCACGGAAUGUGCCUCCAGAUAUAGUAGGCUAUAUGCCUGCAUCAACUGACUGGCUGGAUGGACUGAAUAAAGAUAUGCGGGACUGGGACAUCGCGCACUACGGCCGCAUCUUCAAUGCCCACUGUCGCGAUGUGGAGAUGCCAACUAUCCAGUGGCCCGAAGAUUCAUAUAUCGUCCAGAUCGCACGGUUCGACCCAUCAAAGGGUAUCAUGGAUGUGUUGGUUUCCUACGAGAAGUUCUACAACAAACUAGUAACCGAAGAGCCUGAUGUCGUCCCUCCCAAGCUACUGAUUUGUGGACACGGAUCAGUUGAUGAUCCUGACGGAACGCAAAUCUAUGACCAGACAAUCAACUACCUGGACAAAAAAGUCCCAGAUAUACGUCACCUGAUCUGCGUGAUGCGAGUGCGGCCCUGCGACCAAGUCCUGAACGCCAUUCUCUCCAAGGCGACUGUCGCACUGCAACUAUCUACAUCCGAAGGGUUCGAGGUAAAAGUCUCCGAGGCAAUCCACAAAGGAAAACCAGUCAUCGCCACGCGUGCUGGCGGCAUCCCGUUGCAGGUGCAGAAUGGGAAGAAUGGGUUCCUGGUUGAUGUUGGUGACACCGAUGCUGUGGCGCAGCACUUGUUCGAGCUCUGGACGGAUCCUGUUCUGUAUCAACGCAUGUCGGCGUACGGCAUCCGUCACGUUAGUGACGAAGUGAGUACCGUGGGCCAUGCUCUCGAUUGGCUCUAUCUCGCUGCCAAGAUGUCGCGUGGCGAGACUGUUCGGCCCCACGGACGUUGGAUCAAUGAUAUGGCGUUUGAAGAGAUUGGCAUCCCGGAAAACGAGGAUGAGCUGCGGCUCACACGCGCAGUCAAGGUGGAGUAUAUGGGUUAA